Molecule: messenger RNA, 5210 nt
Organism: Schistosoma curassoni
Lineage: Eukaryota; Metazoa; Platyhelminthes; Trematoda; Strigeidida; Schistosomatidae
Source: the annotation of a GenBank genome assembly
AUUUGACCUUGAAGGUCAAGGCGCCAUUAUUAGGUUCUCAGAAUGACUAGGGGUUCACCUCAUCGAUCGCACAAAAAACAUCGUCACAAGAACCGUGAUAGAUCUCGUUCUCCCCUGGACCAGAUUACUGAUAGGAUUGCUACCAGGCGAGAUGAUCAAUCACCUAGUGAUACUGGAGGCACUGGUGUUGAUAUUUCUCUCUCAGUUGCGGAAACAAAUGCUUUGCGGGCUAAAUUGGGUCUUGCUCCUCUGGAUGCUGAUGAUACUUCAAAAUCAGAACGAGCAGUAGAUAACCAAGCCGAUUGCUACGUCCAUGCACCAGCUAAAGAUAUCAGAAAAAUAAGGGAAUCAGAAGCAAUCAAAGAAAAGCUAAAUGUCUUGAAAGAGAAAAGGUCACUGUUAGAUAAAAUUGGGCAGGAAAAACUGUCCACGCCUUCUGCAUGUGAAUCGGAUGUUCAAUCAUGGGUUGAGAAAAUGCGUGAGAAAGAACGAAUUCAGAAACAAGCCGAAGAAAGAGCAAAGCUCUUGUCUGAGAUUGACGAUCAGUUGGCUGUUUCUGAGUUUGUAGAGUCACGGUUGAUUCAACAUGGUAAAAAGUACAAACCCAAUGAUUUGGCCGGUCUUCGCGUUGAACACAGCUCAUCCCGUUUUGUUGACGGUCAAUCAGUUAUCUUGACGAUUAAAGACUCAGGUGUUUUGGAUGAAUCUGAAGACGUUUUAGUGAAUGUAAAUAUAAUUGAUGAUGAAAAAGCUGAUGUCAAUAGAGAAAAUAUAAGAAAGACUACCGGUCUGGCAGGAAUUGAAGACGAAGUGGAUGAGGAUGUACUUCUUGGUUUACGCUCUAAAGCUGUUCUAAGCAAGUAUGAUUCAGAGAUUAAUGGCAUUAAAAAAGACCACUUUGUUAUUAAUUCUGAUGGCUCUUAUAAUACAGAGAAUGAGCGUUUAUUGAAACAACUACAAGCUGAACUGAAAGAAGGACGACAAUCGUUGCCUGAUACUGAGCUUCGUAUAGCUUCUGAGUACUACAGUACUGAAGAAAUGGCUGCGAAAUUUAAAAAGCGUAAACGUCGUAUCAAAACUAUUCGUCAAGCACUGACUGCUGAUGAACUUGUGAGUGAAUUGCCAGAACAAUCAGGGUCUUCUGAUUUAGGAAGCCGUUCAACAGUUAGAGAAAAACGCUUAAAUAGUAACAUCCCAUCUGCAAAUGACACGUUUCCGGCUGAAGAAUUUUCUGCACAAAUAAUAGAUGUCAAAGAUAGUUACGAGGAAUAUUGGUCUGCAGCAGAUCACAUCGAUGAACCAGAUGAGUUGAGAAGUGAAUUAGAGAAAACUAUAGGGCGAGUCGUGCAAUCGAAGUCACGGGUUGUUUCUAAACCGGAAGAAAUUACAUCACAACUCUUAGCAAAAAAUAUAGCUACUCAUUCAUCCGAAUCCGUGUCACAGUCACCUGCGUCUGAUACAUUGACAAAUAAUAGCAAAAAAGACAAUGUUGUGUUCGACUCUACUGCAGAAUUUUAUAAAUCAAUUGGUAUUGGUUUUCAAGAAAGUAUGAAAAAAAAUACUCGUUACAAUCAGUUCUUACAAAAUCAGUCUAGAUUACAGAAUAAUGGCGGAGCAGUUGGUACUAAUGAUGAUGAUAAUACGAGUUCAUCACCUACAAGAUUGCCGUAUAAAGAGGAGGAAGAAGAAGAAGAACGAAAACUUGAUUAUGAUUCAGAAGGUAGUUAUCGCAUGAAAAGUGAAGACUAUGAUACAAAUUAUGACGAUACGAAGUUGGAAGCAUCAAACGAUCGAUGGCAUACUGUCGGUAAUGAUAUUCUUGGGAAUUCAACUCGGACAGUACCGAAACCAACAGUCAAAAAAUCUGGGCAGGAACAUUUUAAAGCAGAAAAUACUGAUAUACAUGGAGUUUUAGAUGAUGAACCACGUCUGGAUUCAGGAGUAUUUUCAGCUAUUCGGUUGGCUGAGAAAAAAGGCUAUAUUGAUAAAGAAAAAGAGAAACGAACUGGUUCAGGAACUAUGGUCAAUCUAAUGGCUAAACACUUUGUCCAAGAAGAUAUACGCUAUGAUGAUAUUGAUGCGAAAUUUUACAAACGUGAUCGUUACUCUGGUCCAUUAUCAGAUUUUAAAGAGUUAACGCAAUAUAAACCGGAUAUUAAAUUAGAAUACGUUGAUGAGCUAGGACGCGAUUUAAGUGCUAAAGAAGCUUUUCGUCAAUUAAGUCAUAAAUUUCAUGGAAAGGGUUCCGGUAAGAAUAAAACACAGAAACGUAUGAAAAAAAUCAAUGAAGAGUUUCUUCUUAAAGCCAGCACCAGUUCAGAUACUCCACUGGGAACAGUGAACAAACUGAAUAAAAAACUAGAAGCGAUGUCAAUGCCUUAUGUAAUUUUGAGUGGAAAAAAUGCAGCUGUGUAAGUUAAUUCAUGUUAGGAUACGUGUUUUCGUUGCAUUUUUAGUGAGAUCUUAAUUUUUAUUUCAGUCACCGCCAAGUUUUCUCUUAAUCUUUCAUAAAGAUUCAUUUUUGGUUUGAUUAAUUACUUUAAUGAUGGUGGUAUAGUGAACGAGAACACAAGCGGGGACAACCAAAUGUAUUUGAACACAAAAUUACAGAGCGUCUUAGUAAAAUCUUAGAACCACAUAGUAAAUACUUGAUUCGCAAAAUGUCAAUCAGUCGGCUCAGACUUCACUGUUCUUUCAUUUCCACAGCAAUCAUUCUCUGUUCUCGUUCUCGUUUCUUAGAUCUUAUUAACCAUCUGCUGCCAGGCAUUGCACUUUCGACUGAUGAAACAUACUACUUAUAUCUGUCGACAUCAGUAGCACACACCACAAUGGGACUGUCUCGUCCGAGCUAAAUGUGAAAACAACCCUGACCUACUUACUGGGUAUAUUUGGCGACUUCAAAAUAUCAUGUAUGUAAAUACAACAUAACGAAAAUUAUAUAUAUGAGCUGUUUUUCACGUAACAGAACAGAUAAAUAAACAAUGAAACUACAAGUCGUCAAUUGAGUGACCAGUUGUUUUUCACUUUCUCCAACUGUAACCAAACCUUAUAUUUUGAAAGAAAGAUACCUCAUUAAGAAGCCAAAGAAAAGUGAUUACAACAAUUGCAAGAACAACAGAGGCAUCACAAUACUAUCAGUACCAGGAAAAGUUUCAAACAGAAUAGUGUUGAGCUGGAUGAAAGAUUCAAUAGAUACCCAACUUCGAGAUCAACAGGCUGGUUUCCGUAAGGAUCGAUCGUGCACGGACCAAAUCGCGACACUACGUAUUAUUCUUAAGCAGUCAAUUGAGUGGAAUUCGUCACCAUACAUCAACUUCCUUGACUACGAGAAAUUAUUUGACAACGUGGAUAGGAGAACCUUAUAGAUCCUCCUUCAGCAUGAUGGUGCACUGAAAAAGGUGGAAACUUUCACGUGCCUGGGCAGUGUCAUUGAUAAACAAGAGGGUUCUAAAGUAGAUGUGAAGACACAGAUUGACAAAGCGAUGGCAGUACGUCUACAAGUGAAUAACAUAUAGAACUGAAGACAACUGUCAGACAACAUCAUAGUCAGAAUUUUAAACACUAACGUUUAAACAGCUCUAUUGUACGGAGUUGAGACCUCAAGCAUUACGACAACUACUAUCAAACAGCUGUCUACGCAAGAUAAUCCAGGUCGAUUAAUCGUAUGCCAUCAGAAACAACGUACUAUGGGAGAGAACAAACCAACUUGCCGCUGAAGAGGGCAUUAGGAAAAGACGCUGCAGAUGGAUAGGACACAUUACGGAAACCAUCAAACUCCAUCACUAGACAAGACCUAACUUGGAAUCCCCCAGUCGAAAGAAAAGGAGGCAGACUAAAGGAUAAAUGGGGAUGGGAAUUGAAGCAAGACAUUAAAAAAGAACAGCACUUGAUAACAGUUGGAAGAAGAGCUUAGGACAAAAUUCGUUAGUGAAUCCUGAUGGGUGUCCUAUGCUUCUCCAGUAUUACAUAUAAAGUAAUAAGACUGUCAAUAAACAAUUAGUGGUUAGGAGAGACCAAAGAAAAAGUAACGACUUCAAUGUUCGUCAAUUGGGUUGUGAUUACAUCAAUCAGUAAAAUUAAACAUGGGAGUUGUGUGGUCAAGUAAUAAUUACUCAUAAGUAAUGUUUUUUUUUUGAAAAAAAAACAAUUUGGCAAUUUUCUUAUUAAUCAGUUGUAAAUUCAGCAGAUACAAUUUUAUUUAUCUAUACACUUUAGUAGGAUAUCAUACGUAGUCACGUUUGUAAACUGCUUGGAAAGUGAUUAAAUUUUUAAACCUACAUUUAUAUUUUGUUAUCAUUAUGUGACUACGUAUCUACUCUCAUACACCAUGUUUAAUUGAUGUAGUGUUUGAAAUAUAAUCAUUAAAUUUCUUUAACUUAAUAAGGCAUCACUUUCGGUCCAAUUGAAACAGUUACACAUUAGCUCUUAUCAUUAUUUGUCACGGUUUGUAUCUUUCUGUUUUUGAUGUUAAGGUUUGCAAUUGAUCAAUCUCUAUUAGUCUAUUCAGACCUUGAAUAAAUUACCUCAAUAUUAUCAUAUAGUCACAAGUUUUUUCGUUAAUUGCAAAUUGCCAAGUAGCAUGAAUCCUAGGUCCAUGGUUUCCUAUUGAUUGCUUCUACUUCUGUCAUUCAGCAUGAGUUAUACUUGACUAAGUUGUUAGUAGCUCUUAAGUCGUAAUCUAUGUUCAAAGUCUCCAUUUCAACCAACUAAUACCAACUGAAUAUUUAAAUUUUCAAACGAGUAAAUAUCCGUUUGAUAAAUUUUGUCAUACAGUUUCUGUUCCACCUGUUUAUAUGAUAAUAAUCUAGUUUGGAUAAUUCGACUUUUUUGUAAAUAAUUGAGUUUAGAUUCACGAAUAGUGCAUCUCAGAUUAAGAGUACAAAGCAUCCAUUUAAAUCAUACGAACAUUUAAUUCAUUUUUGUAACUUGUUUUCAACUACUUAUAUCACUCAGUAGUAUAUUUUUAUAUUUUUCAAAGUGAAUUGUGUUUAUUUUAUUAUAGAAAGAAGCUGACGAAAUAGUUAACAGCAAUAGUAAACAACAAUUUGGAUGUCAUAUUCCAUAGUUGAUAUCACUUUUGUUACCUGGCAUCAAUACACUUGUUCAUUUGUAAUGCGAAUCCCCCACUAACCAUUAUUUUCUCACUUUUUUUCUGGAUUGUUAUUUCUUGUGUACAUACAUAAUCAAUUUUUAAAUAAAAACUCUGACCU